Messenger RNA from Penicillium lagena, 3669 nucleotides. RefSeq names its product putative intermediate filament protein (Mdm1) (gene rgsC). The transcript is spliced from 2 exons. Gene Ontology annotation, cellular component: intracellular membrane-bounded organelle. The record is from RefSeq and is a predicted model, not a curated record. Lineage: Eukaryota; Fungi; Ascomycota; Eurotiomycetes; Eurotiales; Aspergillaceae. Gene Ontology annotation, molecular function: phosphatidylinositol binding. Bases 1 to 3669 code for a protein of 1222 amino acids.
AUGGCCCUCAAACAACGUGAUCUUGUUAUAGCUGGUAUUGUCGGGUUCGUCGCGUGGGGUCUGGUGGUCCGCUGGCUGCCGAUCCUUCGGUAUCUGGGAUAUGCUCUGACGCUGGGCGCUGUGCUUUCUUCUGUGUCUCUGCUCGGCCUGGUCAUCGUGACUGCGCGGAAACAAAACGACCACCGCAAAAACACCAAAAAUGUUGCCGUGGCAUUCAUUACUCCUCAAAAAUGGCGAAGAGAUGUGCUUCAGGUCCGCCGAAGUGCCCAAUACAAACCUCGGCCACUCUACCCGCAAUCUUUUGUCGUGUCUGAAGGGAUCGAUGAGCUUUUGUCUCUUGUGACCAGGGACUUUGUUUCUUCAUGGUACCACAACAUCACCCCAAGCCCGGUGUUUGCGAACGAGGUCGACCGGGUAGUACGGGUUGCACUAGAGAAUUUUCGAGAUAGGUUGUUUGCUGAGGAUAUGAUUUCGCUGAUAGUGUCACGAGUGUUUCCUAUCCUGACUGCACACCUGAAAGAUUUUGACAUUGCCGAGCGAGCAGUUCGAGGGCAGAAACUGAACCGAAAUGUGACGGAAUCCGAGGAGCUGGACCUGGCGAUCGCCAACAAGUAUCGCGAUGGCCGCCUCCAUGCGGCAGUUGGUCUGUCAUUCUCAGACCGAAAGGUUGUUCAGCAAGAAUACCUGCGGAAAAUAGCUGUUGCGCUUCUCCCGCAGUUGUUUCCGGAGAACGUCCUCAAGAGUCGGAUAGUGUCUGUUUUGAUUCGUGAAAUCAUAUCAUGCGGAAUCCUCUUUCCAAUUAUGACACUUUUGUCUGAUCCAGAUACCUGGAAUCAACUGAUGGAAGCUUAUGGACGCACUACCCUGCAAGAUCGGAAGACAGUGCGUAAGCUCCGAGCAGCCUUGGAUGAGCAUGCGUCGCCUUUACCCAAAUCCAAACGGGGACAACCGUUUCCACGCCUCGGACCACAUGACUCAGAACGAGAUUUUGAGCGAUUUGUUCGGGCUAUUAGGCGUUCUAACAACUUAUCGGAUGCACGCCGGUUCCGUGCCCUCGUUGCUAGCCAGCUAAAACAGGAAAGCAUGAUCGAGGGACAGGACCCGGUCUAUCUGAAACGCCUUGAAACGGGGAAGAGAGUCCUCGAUCAGAAAGUGACCAAGCUGUCCAUGCCUGGCGAAACAUCUCGAGUUCGUGCUGCUGCGACAGAUAUCCAUCACGACUCCAAGUCCGCUAAACAAGAAUCCUCUUUGGUUGAUGUGAUGCAUCACGCAUCCGGCCUAUCAUAUUUCAUGGAAUUUAUGGACCGCCAGCGACUGAUGUCGCUUGUUCAAUUUUGGAUUGUGGUCGAUGGGAUCCGGAAUCCACUGGAGGACGACUUCGGAGAUGAAACGCCUUCAACCUCUGUCACCUGGACGACGGCUGACCGGAACGACCUGGCGCUGAUCAGCGAGACCUACCUUGCACAGCCGGAACUCAAGGUCUCCAAGGACUCUCAUCAAGCCGUCAAAGCUUUCUUGGGUGCUGGGAAACGUGCGACGCCGGAACAGUACCGCAAAGCACGGACGGUUGUAUUGACUACUCAAUCGGCUGUUCUUGAAGAGCUACAGAACAUCUACUAUCCAAAGUUUAAACAAUCUGACUUGUAUUGGAAAUACCUGGCGUCGGAUGAAGUUUCGGCCUCAGCCUCGCAGGCACUCCCGUCUCAACCAUCAGUUGUGUUUGAAGCGCCUGAAAGACGACCCUUACCUCCUCUGAUGGAGCGCACAACCUCCCAGCCGAGCCACAAACCUUCCAGAGAUCUUCGACGAGCUGCUGUCUCGUCCAGUGACGUGCGGAGUAUGGGGAAGCUGUUCAAUGAUGAUGAGUUACCCAGACGAUCAGUUGACUCGGAGCGGGCCUUGCCUCUGUUCGACGAUGAUUUGGACGCUGAUAAUCUCGCCAUGUCAACUCAGAGUCUUGGCAAGGACUCCCAAGACGGCGACAAUGAUGCAACUCACAGCGAGGUUUUGCAAACGAUGGAGGCCGCACUCAACGACAUCAUCACUAAUGAGCCCCAAAACGGCAGUGAUGCUGCCACCUCUUCUUUAUUCGGACCUGAACACCCUCUGCCUUCUCCUCGGAACUCAUCAGAUAUUUCCCGAGCAGAUAACCGCAUAAAUGAGAGGCUGAAGCCCAGCAUUGCAUCUUUGGGUCUGGUCGGACAUGCAUCGCGGCUUGGUGUAUUCGACGAUGACCUUUUUCCUGACCAACAAAAAUUUCUUGAAGAUGAAUACGAAGAACCGGAUGGCACGGAAGGCAAAGAUCCAGCAGAUGAAGUUCACGAAGCUGAGCCGGGAGAUCUUGGUCUCACUGAAGCGGUCGAGGGGCUUACUGUUGACAUCGAAAAGCUUGCAGCUCAAGACUCCGUGGUGGACGCUUUGAUGCGGAAGGCUGAAUUGACGAACAACACCGCGGAGCUAAGAAUUUUACGUAAAUCCAAGGCCAGCAUCGAGCGGGAAAUCCACCGGAAGGAGAUGCAACGCCAACAGUACAUUGUCCAAGAAAGCGACAAUAGUUUGUACGGCCGCUCGACUGUCCGGAUCAAGUCCAUUGUUGUGGGCAAGGAGGAAGAUGGCCGCGAGUUUGCAAUGUACGUCGUUGAAGUCCAACGAAAUGCCGGCGAGCAGAUACCCGCCGCUUCUUGGGCUGUUGCCCGUCGGUACAGUGAAUUCCAUGAGCUCCACCAGAAGCUGCGCAUGUCAUACCCUUCUGUCCGAGACCUUGAGUUCCCCCGUCGGCGGGUUGUCAUGAAACUUCAAAGAGAAUUUCUUCAAAAGAGGCGACUAGCCCUCGAGGCUUAUUUGCAGAAGCUUCUGCUCCUCCCAGAAGUAUGCCGCAGCCGUGACUUGCGCGCAUUUUUAUCCCAAAGAGCCAUCUUGCCACGCGAUGAGUCUUCAGCGCGCAGCGGUAGCGAGGGAGAGACCAAGGAUCUCGUGACCCGUAUCUACAACUCCGUUGCAGAUGGAAUGGACGAUUUUCUGGGUAACUUUGGCGUCCUAGACCAGCUUUCUACAGCUGGCCAGAACUUGAUCACCGCCGCGACACAUCAAGCCUCCAGCAGUGGUAGCAUGGCAUCGGAUCCGGCCCUUGCCACAGAAGACGCCGUCACCGCUGCCGAAGCCGAAGCUGAGCUCAACGCUUUCGAGGACCGCGAACUCGAGCCCUUCAUCAAACCCAUCUGCGAUUUGUUCCUUGAAGCCUUCGAGCUAAACCGUGGCAACAAUUGGCUACGCGGCCGUGCCGUCGUCGUGGUAUUACACCAGCUACUCGGUGGCACGAUUGAACGCAAGGUCCGCGAAAGUGCCCGCUCCUUUAUCCAGGACGACUCUCUUCUGCGAUACCUUGCCCUCGCUCGGGACACCAUGUGGCCUGGCGGUGUCCUCCGCAAACCACCCGCUCGCUCCGUCUCUGACCGGCUCAAGAGCCGCACCGAAGCUACCGUUGUCUUGGCCACUCUCAUCCCCGACCUGGCCGGCAACGUCGUCGGCCGUGCAAAUGCCCAGGCAGCUGCGCGUCGUAUCUUUGCGACUUUGAACAACCAACCUCUCAAUGCCCAUCUUACGUUUACGAUCCUCGAUGAAAUCCUUCUGGUACUCUUUGGUGGUCGUGAUCCGGCGCGGUCACGGUGA